AUGAUCGGGAAUUCCGCAUCAUCUGCAGAGACCACUGCUUGCACUAGUAGCGGCGGCUCCCCUCCUUACAAAAUCCUUUUCCUCGACAUUGAUGGUGUCCUCAAUACGGUCAAAGGAGGACCCCAAGUCAUUUUCAACCCUGAUCUCGUGAAUCGUGUCGGGGAUAUAGUGCGGCAGACGGGGUGCAAGCUAGUGUGGACCACCUAUUGGCGCGGUUUCGAGGAUUACAUCACCUACGUCUUCUGCCGACUAGCUGACCUCCCUCCUGAUGUGGUCAUAGGCAGGACUACAGGAACGCCUCACCUCAACUAUAAAGCGACUAACACAAGGGUGUACAGCUGCAGACUGGAUGAGAUCAAGGCGUGGUUGAGAGAGCAUCCGCACCUCGUAGAGAGGUACGUCAUCCUCGACGAUAGGGAUGUGGUCCCGUCCGAUGAUCCGAUGUAUUCGAGAUUUGUCCAGCCUACUUACAGUAGAGGUAUCACCGUGGAAGAGGCACUACGUGUGAAGGCCCUCCUUGAGGACCCUGGUGCUGUACUUGAUAGCUUUUAA
Perkinsus marinus ATCC 50983 is the source of this 552-nucleotide messenger RNA. RefSeq lists its product as hypothetical. NCBI's taxonomy places the organism in Eukaryota, Perkinsozoa, Perkinsida, Perkinsidae. Bases 1 to 552 code for a protein of 183 amino acids. The record is from RefSeq and is a predicted model, not a curated record. The transcript is spliced from 4 exons.